CAAACGCGCAUAACCUUGAAUAAAUGAUAUUGAAGUGGAAUGAAAGUCAUCUGAUAUUAAAUUUUCGUUAAAAUAGAUACUCAUUUUAAGUAUAGCUAUUAGGCUUUAAAAUUAUCAACAAGGAACCCGAAAAUGGCCAACAGAAUAAUUUUCAAUGAGUGUGACGAUGCCAAAAAUUCGGAAAUAUGUUUAGCCCUCUACCGAAAGUCUUUAAAGUCGAAAGACAUGGACCAUGACGGGACUCAUUUCGAUGGCCAGUACCCCCACGUAUUUAUUAUUCUAGGAGCUUCAGGGGAUCUAGCGAGAAAAAAAAUUUACCCAACGCUUUGGUGGCUUUAUCGAGACAAUCUUCUGCCAGCUAAGACCUUCUUUUUUGGCUACGCAAGGAGUAAAACUUCGAUAGAGGAAAUUAAAACGAAAUGCGAGCCCUAUAUGAAAGUUAAACCUAAUGAAGCAUCUAGGUACCAAGAAUUUUGGACCCUAAAUCAUUAUCUAUCUGGACAGUACAACAACAGGACUGAUUUUGAAAAGCUUAAUCAAGAGAUUAGCCAGUUUGAAAAGGGGCCCAUAGCAAAUAGGCUUUUCUACUUGGCCUUACCACCCUCCGUCUUUGAAGAUGUCACCAUUCACAUCAAAAAUACGUCCAUGGCUCCAAAAGGCUGGACGAGAAUUAUUAUCGAAAAACCCUUUGGACGCGACUUUGAUAGUUCACAGAAAUUGUCAGAUCACUUGGCCACGCUAUUUUCCGAAACACAAAUUUACAGGAUUGACCAUUAUUUAGGGAAGGAAAUGGUUCAAAAUUUAAUGACGCUGAGAUUUGGAAAUCGAAUUUUUGGUCCCACUUGGAAUAGAGAUAAUAUCGCAUCCAUCCAAAUAUCGUUCAAAGAACCAUUUGGAACGCAGGGGCGGGGCGGGUAUUUCGACGAAUUUGGAAUCAUUAGGGACAUAAUGCAGAACCAUCUUUUGCAAAUUUUGACAUUGGUCGCGAUGGAAAAGCCCGCUACUUGUCAUCCGGACGACAUCCGAAAUGAAAAAGUAAAAGUGCUAAAAUCGAUAAAACCCUUAGAGCUAAAUGAUGUAGUGUUGGGCCAGUACGUGGGAGACCCGCAGAAGGAAGGUGAAGCGAAACUGGGUUAUCUGGACGAUCCAACGGUACCAAAAGAUUCAAUCACACCCACUUACGCGUUAUCAGUUCUGCGCAUUAACAAUGAACGUUGGGAUGGGGUUCCGUUUAUACUGAAAUGCGGCAAAGCUCUCAACGAACGCAAAGCUGAAGUUAGGAUACAAUUUGAAGAUGUACCGGGCGAUAUUUUUGACGGAAAGCCAAAAAGAAACGAGUUGGUUAUUAGGGUACAGCCCGGCGAAGCUCUUUAUGUUAAGCUUAUGGUUAAAACUCCCGGAAUGGCUUUCGAUAUGGAAGAAACGGAACUUGAUUUAACAUACGGUUCCAGAUAUUCUCAUGUAAAAUUACCUGACGCGUACGAAAGGUUGAUAUUGGAUGUUUUUUGUGGGUCCCAAAUGCAUUUCGUAAGGGCGGACGAACUGAGCGAGGCUUGGCGAAUUUUCACACCCCUUUUACAUCAAAUCGAACAGGAACGGGUCAAGCCCAUCCCUUACACGUACGGAAGCAGGGGACCAAAAGAGGCCGACGAGCUGUUAUUAAAUAAUAACUUUACUUACACGGGAUCGUACAAAUGGUACAAACCGAGUUUGUAAUUAAACCACAUUCCGCCGUUGAUAUUUUUUUGAGAAAAUUUAUAUUUUGUUAUAUUAUAUUGUUGAGGAUUCAGGUUUUGUAAAUUAAAAAAUAAAACAUGGCAAUAAAUAGUUAUAUUAUUA
This is a messenger RNA of Cylas formicarius (sweet potato weevil), 1839 nucleotides long. It is a transcript of the gene Zw, whose product is annotated as glucose-6-phosphate 1-dehydrogenase. The coding region runs from base 133 to 1716 and encodes 527 amino acids. Gene Ontology annotation, biological process: glucose metabolic process; pentose-phosphate shunt, oxidative branch. The record is from RefSeq and is a predicted model, not a curated record. NCBI's taxonomy places the organism in Eukaryota, Metazoa, Arthropoda, Insecta, Coleoptera, Brentidae. The transcript is spliced from 9 exons. Gene Ontology annotation, molecular function: glucose-6-phosphate dehydrogenase activity; NADP binding. Gene Ontology annotation, cellular component: cytosol.